This is a messenger RNA of Ochlerotatus camptorhynchus, 1307 nucleotides long. Its product is annotated as CLIP domain-containing serine protease B4-like. Gene Ontology annotation, molecular function: serine-type endopeptidase activity. Gene Ontology annotation, biological process: proteolysis. NCBI's taxonomy places the organism in Eukaryota, Metazoa, Arthropoda, Insecta, Diptera, Culicidae. Bases 132 to 1217 code for a protein of 361 amino acids. The record is from RefSeq and is a predicted model, not a curated record. The transcript has 5 exons.
CACUUCGGGUCGCAGUUGUAGCCGAAGACUUCAACUAACUGGUCGAAAUUGUUGUUCUCUUCGUUUCAUUUGAAUCAGUUGUGUUUGUGCGCUUGGACGUUCGAGUGAAUCGAGUUGCAGAGAAAAGAGAAAUGCAGCGAAUUAGUGGGCUUUUUGUGCCCUUCGUCCUGCUAGGGUUGACUUCGCUAGGAUACGCGUUAAAUGAAAAUGACCCAUGCACCAAUCCAGCCGGACAGUCCGGCCGGUGCAUCUACUUCCGUGAAUGUGAACCACUGUUGAAGAUCUACCAGAAACCGAUCGUCACACCGGAUGAGAGCAACUUCGUCGAACAGAGUCGAUGUGGACAGACGGCUGAUAGGAGACCGCUGGUGUGCUGUGCUGUCGUUGCCGUCAACCCGGGUGUCCGUUUGUCACUCCCGAAGCCACCCUAUUGCGGAGCAGAUUUCAGCGACCGGAUCUUCGGUGGUCAGAAAACCCUCCUGGAUGAGUUCCCCUGGACCGCCUUGAUCGAGUACCGCAAACCAAACGGACAGACCGGAUUCCACUGUGGUGCCUCGUUGAUCAACUCCCGGUAUGUCGUCACGGCGGCCCAUUGCAUCAAGGCGAUUCCACGUGGUUGGCAAGCGAUCGGUGUCCGUUUGGGCGAAUGGGAUCUGAACAGCGACAAUGACUGUUUGGACGGCGAUUGUGCUGAUGUGCCGGUCAAUAUGGGCAUCGAAAAGAUCAUUGUGCACGAAAACUACGAUCCGAAUAACAAGGCGCAGUACAACGACAUUGCGCUAAUUCGGUUCACCAGGGAUGUACAUACGUCUUCGUUCAUUUCCCCGGUUUGUUUACCCAUAGACAAUGUACAUCGUAAUCGCAAUAACGUAGGCACCAAGGGAUGGGCCUCAGGAUGGGGACGAACAGAGACAACCAGUGCAAGCAAUUUUAAGCUGAAGGUUGAACUUGAAAUCCAGGAUCUGACGAGCUGUUCCAACAUAUAUAGACCAUCUGGAAUCGCUCUCAGGGAUACGCAGAUUUGCGCGGGAGGAGUUCGCGGUCAAGAUACUUGCAGUGGUGACUCUGGCGGUCCGUUGACGAAGCUGAUAACUUCAAAUAACUUCCUGUACGGCAUCGUGAGCUUUGGACCGAACAAAUGCGGAACCAAGGGCGUUCCGGGAGUGUACACCAGCGUAGCCAAAUAUGUCGAUUGGAUCGAGAGCAAAAUGGAAUAGGAUGAUUUAGUAACUGGACGUUCCUCCAUGCUGGUAGAUGUUAUAUUUUGAAAUAUUUCCGUAGAUGAUGUGGAUAUAUAACAGUUUGAG